Molecule: messenger RNA, 558 nt
Organism: Gossypium arboreum
Lineage: Eukaryota; Viridiplantae; Streptophyta; Magnoliopsida; Malvales; Malvaceae
Exons: 2
Coding region: 1-558 (185 amino acids)
Biological process (GO): DNA integration
Molecular function (GO): nucleic acid binding
Source: RefSeq, a predicted model, not a curated record
AUGGAGGCACUAUUAUCAAAAUAUGGAGUUCAUCAUCGUAUAGCAACAACUUACCAUCCCCAAAUGAACGGCCUAGCAGAGGUUUCAAACAGGGAGAUCAAGUCAAUUUUGGAAAAAACGGUUCGACCCAACCUUAAGGAUUGGAGUAUUCGGCUCAAUGACGCGCUUUGGGCCUAUCAGGCGGCGUAUAAGGGACUAAUUGUCAUGACCCCGUAUCGACUUGUUUUUGGCAAAGCGUCUCAUCUACCAGUAGAGUUGGAGCAUAAAGAUUAUUGGGCUAUUCGACAAUGUAACAUGGAGUUAGAGCCCGCAGGAAAGGUAAGGAAAUUGGACAUUCAAGAAUUGGAGGAAAUUUGCAAUGAUGCCUACGAGAAUGCUCGAAUUUAUAAAGACAAAACAAAGUUGUUUCAUGACAACAAUAUAGUUCAGAAGCAUUUCUUGGUAAGACAAAGAGUUUUGCUUUAUAACUCCGUAUUAAAGCUAUUCCCAGUUGAAAUAGAAAGUGAAGAAUCAGGAAAGCGGUUCACAGUCAAUGGUCAACGGCUGAAGCCAUUUUAA